AUUUAAUUUAUUUUCUUUUUUCUGCGUCUAUGUUUCUAAGGGAACACUUCUGCUUUCCUUCCCUUUUUCCCACCGUUGAGGCACCGGUUCAAAAGCCAAUUCACUUCUCCCUCUCUUCGAGAAGCAUUUUCUCUCCUCCUUUCCGCCAUUGUUUCUCUGCAGAUUCUGGCAGGAAACUCUACAUCUCUGAAAGAGGACGAUAUCUACUCGCUCUAAUUUGACCGAUUAGCAACGGGCUAGCUUGAUAGUUCUGGUGAUACAUAUCAUUAAGAAUUAUGCAGAGGUGUUUGCAUUGAGUUAUGGAGAUACUGAGCUGCAGCAGGAGCAUGUACUUCCUGAGCUUGAUAGUUGGCUCAGUCAGGUAGCUGGCUGAUAAUAAGAGGAUCUGAUCCUUCCAUGUUUUCGUCUCCACUUUGUUGGAUGUAUUGAGCCUAUUUUCUUUAUAAUUGCAUUGACAGCUAGUGGAGCCUUACAAUUGUUCUCAAGAGAUAUGUUCACUGUUUGCAUGACAAUUACAAGCUGGAGGUUAUUGGUUCCUUAAAGCUCUCAAAUUAGAAGUUGGAAUCCAAUAUUUUAAUGUGUCUUUCUUAUCAGCAGAAUGAAGAGAUGGUCUGGUGGUGUUCUCAUUGCAUCCAUGUUUAUGUUGCUGAUCCUAAGAUAUGGUCUCGUGAAAAAUCCUAUUGGAGCAAGUUAUUUGAUGAAUGCUUUCUCCAAUGCGAGUAAUCCUCUUGAAUGGGUCCAAGCUACAGUUCCACCAGCAUAUAAAAAUCCAGUGAAUUCUACUCAAGUGAUUUCUAGUGAUGCCAUAAUGUUCAGUUUGUUUGCUCAGAGAAAUACCUCUAAUGAAGAACAAGAAUCUUUGCACACAUGGAAUCUACUGAAACACUUGAUUGAUCAAGCUCAGCUUUUACCCAAUGGCAUAGAGGCUAUUAAGGAAGCUGGGAAUGCGUGGAACAGCCUUAUGGCUUCAAUUGAAGAGGAAAGACGUGGUUCUACAAAUGAGAGUUUAAAUAGGAGAGCAAAAGAUAAACAGUGUCCUCAUUUUCUUAGCAAAGUGAAUGCCACAUUACUUGAGAGUAGUGGCUUUAAGUUGCAGCUUCCUUGUGGCCUGACUCAGAGUUCAUCCAUAACAAUUAUAGGCAUUCCAAAUGGUCUUCUCGGCAAUUUUCAGAUUGACUUAACCGGGGAAGCACUUCCUGGGGAGCCUGAUCCCCCCAUCAUUUUACAUUACAAUGUUAGGCUGCAUGGUGAUAGGAUAACUGAGGAUCCGGUUAUAGUUCAAAACACCUGGACUGUAGCUCAUGAUUGGGGUGAAGAGGAGCGUUGCCCAUCUCCUACUCCAGAAAAGAAUAAGAAAGUGGAUGAGUUGGAUCAAUGUAAUAAGAUAGUUGGUAGCAAUGCUACUCGGGUGGCUAUCAUGCAUUCAAAAGGUCCAAGGAGGUCUUCAAUGGUUCAGGAGGGAUCUAAAAGGAAAAGAUAUUUUCCCUUUAAGCAAGGUUAUUUAUCAGUUGCAACACUUAGAGUUGGAUCAGAGGGAAUCCAGAUGACAGUUGAUGGAAAGCACAUAACGUCCUUUGCAUAUCGCGAAACCUUGGAACCGUGGCUAGUUAGCGAAGUUAGGAUAUCUAGAGACUUGAAGCUAAUUUCUGUUGUGGCUAGUGGUCUGCCCACAUCAGAGGAUUCAGAACAUACAAUUGAUCUAGAAGCACUAAAAUCAGCUCCUCUGUCUCCUAGAAAACCCCCACAUCUUUUUAUUGGUGUUUUCUCCACAGCAAACAAUUUUAAACGCAGGAUGGCUGUUCGAAGAACUUGGAUGCAGUAUGCUGCUGUUCGGUCAGGAACUGUGGCAGUGCGCUUUUUUGUUGGUUUGCAUAAAAAUCAAUUAGUUAAUGAGGAACUUUGGAAUGAAGCACGAACAUAUGGAGACAUACAGCUGAUGCCUUUUGUUGAUUAUUACAACCUCAUCACCUGGAAAACUUUAGCCAUCUGCAUCUUUGGGACAGAGGUUGCAUCAGCCAAUUAUGUCAUGAAGACAGAUGAUGAUGCAUUUAUUCGAGUGGAUGAAGUAUUAGGUUCGUUAGAAAAGAUCAAAGUGAGUAAAGGCUUGCUUUAUGGACUCAUCAACUCUGAUUCCCAACCUCAUCGGAGUACUGAUAGUAAAUGGUACACUAGCCUUGAGGAAUGGCCCGAAGAGAAAUACCCCCCUUGGGCACACGGUCCGGGUUAUGUGGUCUCCCAUGACAUAGCAAAGGAAGUUUACAAGAGAUAUAAAGAAGGUCAUUUAAAGAUUUUUAAGCUAGAAGAUGUUGCAAUGGGAAUCUGGAUAAACCAGAUGAAAAAGGAGGGAUUAGAAGUUAGAUAUGAAAACAAUGAGAGGAUUUAUAAUGAAGGGUGCAAGGAUGGUUAUAUUGUCGCCCACUACCAAGGUCCCAGAGAGAUGCUUUGUCUGUGGCAGAAACUUCAAGAAGGAAAUGGUGCUAGAUGUUGUGGUGAUAGAUAAAGCAUAUAUAUCGUUUAUGUUAGGGGAACUUGGUGCUUCUCAAGCCGGGAUAGAUUAAUCUUCUAACCAGUUUAUGAGAUUUUUUUCACCAGAUUUUGUCAUACACAUGGAGAAAUUGCAGCGGGGCCUUUUACUUCCUACAGAUUGCGUUGCUGAUGUAUAAUUAUGAUUUAUGAGCAAGGUCAUCACAUCUCAAUGACUUCCUGUAGAUAGCAAUAGCAUUGUAUAGAAUCUAUCUAGUAAUAGGCUAUACACGAAUUACUUGUUUCAGUACCAUCAAUUUUUUUACCAUUA
This is a messenger RNA of Manihot esculenta (cassava), 2794 nucleotides long. Its product is annotated as beta-1,3-galactosyltransferase GALT1. NCBI's taxonomy places the organism in Eukaryota, Viridiplantae, Streptophyta, Magnoliopsida, Malpighiales, Euphorbiaceae. Bases 599 to 2500 code for a protein of 633 amino acids. Gene Ontology annotation, molecular function: UDP-galactose:N-glycan beta-1,3-galactosyltransferase activity; carbohydrate binding. The transcript is spliced from 9 exons. The record is from RefSeq and is a predicted model, not a curated record. Gene Ontology annotation, cellular component: Golgi membrane.